AUGACAGAAAAGUCAGUGAUACGACGUACAAACGAUAAUGUGAAACAAGAAGUUUCAUUUUACAAUUCGUUAUUCGAAGAUUCAACAACAGCUGAUAAACGAAAAAAUCAAUACAAAAAUUUAGUUACAAGUUAUUAUAGUUUAGUAACAGAUUUUUAUGAAUAUGGUUGGGGACAAAGUUUUCAUUUUGCAAAUCGAUUUCGUGGUGAAACAUUAGCUGAAUCAAUUCAACGACAUGAAUCUUAUUUAGCAUUGAAAAUGAAUUUAAAACCAGGCGAUAAAGUACUCGAUCUUGGUUGUGGUGUUGGUGGACCAUUGAGACGUAUUGCUCAUUUAACCGGAGCACAUAUUACUGGUAUAACCAUUAGUGAUUAUCAAAUUCAACGAGCUAAAAAGAUUGGUGUACCAACUAAUUGUCAGUUCAUUCAAGGUGAUUUCAUGAAAUUACCAUUUGAAGAUAAUAGUUUUGAUCAUGUUUACACUAUUGAAGCCGUAUGUCAUGCACCAGAUAAGGCAAAAUGUUUUGCUGAAGUUAUUCGUGUACUUAAACCAGGAGGUUCUUUAGUUGGUUAUGAUUGGUGUUUAACUGAUAAAUAUGAUAGUCAAAAUCAUGAUCAUGUCGAAACAAAACGUUUAAUAGAAGAAGGUGAUGCAUUACCUGAUUUGAAAUCUACACAUCAAUUGGUUGCGGAUCUGAAAUCUGUUGGAUUUACGGUUGAAGAAAGUCGAAUAAUUCCAGAAGGUGAUAUUCCAUGGUAUCAACCAUUAAAAGGUGGAGAUUCAUUUUUAACAUUAAGCAAUUUUCGUACAAGUUUUUUUGGACAAUUAUUAACACGUAAUACAGUUUGGCUAUUGGAAAAAACUAGAAUAGCUGCUCAAGGUAGUCUAGCAACUCUUCAUAUACUUGAAACAGCAAGAGAUGGAGUUGUACGUGGUGGUGAAAGUGAUAUAUUUACACCUUAUUUCUUUUUUCUUGCAAGAAAAUCUUAA
Rotaria sp. Silwood2 is the source of this 990-nucleotide messenger RNA. Lineage: Eukaryota; Metazoa; Rotifera; Eurotatoria; Philodinida; Philodinidae. The record is from the annotation of a GenBank genome assembly.